AUGGCGAGCGGCGGUCUGUCCACGGCGUCGCUGUGGACCGAAGUCAACCGCUGCGGACAGAAUGGAGACUACACAAGAGCCUUAAAAGCUCUAACAAAAAUUUUGCAAGAAAACAGGGAGGAUGUCACAGCCCUUCACUGUAAAAUAGUGUGCCUUAUCCAGAAUGGCACCUUCAAGGAGGCUUUAAAUGUCAUGAACACGCAUGCCAAGGUACUCGGCAGUGAGCUUGUGUUUGAGAAAGCGUACUGUGAGUACCGUCUGAAUAGAGUGGAGAGUUCUCUGAAGACCAUCGAAAGCGCUCCACAGCAGACAGAUAAGCUGAAAGAGCUCUACGGUCAAGUGUUAUACAGACUGGAGCGCUAUGAUGAGUGCAAGUCCAUCUACACGGAUCUGAUCAGGAACUCUCAGGAUGAAUACGAGGAGGAGCGCAAGACCAACCUUGCGGCUGUCAUGGCUGCCAUGAGCCAAUGGGAGAAAGCACCGUUGGAAGAUUUAGGCCUUCCUGAGUCUACGUACGAGUUGUGCUACAACGCCGCCUGCAUGCUGAUCGGCCGGGGUCGGCUGAAAGCUGCACUUGAUAAGCUUCAACAAGCUGAAGAGCUUUGCAGGUUGUCAUUGGCUGAUGAUUCUGACAUGACAGAGGAGGAUAUCGAGUCGGAGCUAGCCGUCAUCCAUUCUCAAAUGGCGUACGUGAUGCAGUUGCAAGGUCGGACGGACGAAGCGCUCCAGCUCUACAAUCAGGUCAUCAAGCUCAAGCCGUCUGAUGUGGGCCUGCUUGCUGUGACUGCCAACAAUAUCAUUACAAUAAACAAGGACCAAAACGUGUUUGAUUCAAAGAAGAAAGUGAAACUGACAAACGCUGAAGGGAUCGAGUAUAAGCUGGCCAAAAAGCAGAUUCAGGCCAUCGAGUUCAACAAGGCCCUGCUGGCUAUGUACACUAACCAGGCCGAACAGUGCAGAAAGCUGUCUUCUGCACUAAAGUCUCAGAACCCGGGUCACCCACGACCUGUCCUGAUCCAGGUGGCCCAACUUUGCAGAGAGAAGCAACACGGAAAAGCGAUUGAGCUGCUUCAGCACUUUUCAGACCAGCAUCCAGAAAGUGCAUCGGGUAUCAAAUUGACAAUGGCACAACUCAAUUUAAUUCAAGGUCACGUCACAAAAGCCUGCGAUGUCCUGAAGUCUAUUGAAGAGUUCAAGCACAAAGCGGGCAUGGUGUCGGCUCUGGUGUCGAUGUACUCACACGAAGAAGACAUUGACGCUGCUAUUGAUGUUUUUCGGCAAGCUAUUCAGAAGUACCAGUCGGAAAAGCCGGGAUCAACGGCACACUUGGCUCUGGUACGAGAAGCUGCAAAUUUCAAACUGAAGUAUGGGCGGAAAAAAGAAGCUAUAAGUGACUUGGAGCAACUGUGGAAACAAAACCCAAAAGAUAUUCAUACACUGGCGCAACUCAUCUCCGCCUACUCUCUGGUUGAUACGGACAAAGCCAAAUCCCUGAGUAAGCACCUCCCUUCAGCGGACACCAUGUCCCUCAAGGUAGAUGUGGAUGAACUGGAGAACUCUCACGGUGCCACAUACGUCAGGAAGAAAGCCGCCAAAGUCGCUGGAGAAAACUUACCCAAAGAAGACGGGCGUGGGGAUACAAAGAAGAAGAAGAAAAAAAAGAAAGGGAAGCUUCCAAAGAACUGCGACCCGAAAGCAACCCCCGACCCUGAGAGGUGGCUGCCCAUGAGGGAGCGCUCUUACUACAGAGGCAAGAAGAAGGGCAAGAAGAAGGAGCAGAUUGGAAAAGGCACACAGGGGGCCACAUCAGGUGCCUCUUCAGAGCUGGAUGCCAGCAAGACCGCCAGCAGCCCCCCGACUUCCCCCCGACCGGGGUCAGCGUCGGGCUCGGCCCCCUCCAAUGUGGUCCCACCGAGACAACAAAAACCCGCGUCCUCCGGGGCCACGCGUAAGAAGGCACCGCAGAAGAAGAAAAAGGGUGGCAAAGGAGGCUGGUAG
Nerophis lumbriciformis (worm pipefish) is the source of this 1998-nucleotide messenger RNA. Lineage: Eukaryota; Metazoa; Chordata; Actinopteri; Syngnathiformes; Syngnathidae. The record is from RefSeq and is a predicted model, not a curated record.